This is a messenger RNA of Diachasmimorpha longicaudata, 1032 nucleotides long. RefSeq lists its product as uncharacterized. The transcript has 3 exons. The record is from RefSeq and is a predicted model, not a curated record. NCBI's taxonomy places the organism in Eukaryota, Metazoa, Arthropoda, Insecta, Hymenoptera, Braconidae. The coding region runs from base 470 to 871 and encodes 133 amino acids.
AUUUGUUCCGCGGACAGGGAAACCGCACGAAUUACGUGCCCAGAAAUGAAAAAAAAAUGGUAGAAAAGUUUCGCGCAUUUAAAAAUUCUAUUGAAUUUUUCCCCCAAUUGUUACACAUGAAGACCUCUCAUUGCACAACAAUCAAUUAAUAUCCCCAACUGCCCUCGCACAUCAAAAGCACACGUUACACCACAUCGAGCCGACGACUAAGUAGUCUAACAUCGAGUGACGCAUACAGAGUAUUCCCCAAAUUACGUGAUACCGAAAUUUGUGUGGCGCAACGAGAUGCGAAAAAUAUGGGUGAACAUCGAUAGUUCACUCAUGGGAAAGGCAAAUCCAAUUUUUAUGCGGAACAAUGCAUACAAAAAUUUCAUGACACGUGGGAGACCCGAAAAGCCGCUUAUAAAAAGCCUCGAUGGCAGUGGAAAUUUCUCAGUCGAACGCUCUGACGACCUGAACGCACGUGGAGAUGAGUGCUCCUCAGGUAUCGAUAAUCCUCCUGAUUGUCAUCAGUGCAGUGGUAUGUCAGUACGAACGUCCAUACAAACCAAGUGGAUGGCGUCCAGCCGGACAGGGCUUCAAUGCUCAUGACAGUCCUCAUCACUCCAAUCAUCAUAAUUAUCCAGUGCGCAUUGAUAGCUCCUAUGGACCACCUCCACAUCGGCCAGGCACAUUCGAUAGAGAGGACCUAACAACCACCACGAGUACAACGACACCGAGAAGUCGAGAACCCACUCCAACAUCGAACGAAUCCGAAGAGGAUUCGCAAUCUAAUCCGGCAUUGGCAAUAGCAAAUUCCUUUGCAUUCAACAGGCCUGUCUACGUGUACACUGGAUUCCCACUGCAGCCGGCAUUCACGUAUUUCAAAUGAAAAUUCCUCGUUAUUCGAUCGGAGGAUCUCUCGUUCAUUUAUCACCGGGAAAGUGCCGACUCGAGUUGUUGUAAUUUGCCAGCACUCACCCAACAGAGUGAAGCGUUGCGAUUUGUAUGAGUGGAAAAUUCAGAAAUUACCUCUGAGACUGGCUGACUAUU